Messenger RNA from Passer domesticus (house sparrow), 3518 nucleotides. It is a transcript of the gene ADCK1, whose product is annotated as aarF domain containing kinase 1. NCBI's taxonomy places the organism in Eukaryota, Metazoa, Chordata, Aves, Passeriformes, Passeridae. Gene Ontology annotation, molecular function: protein kinase activity; ATP binding. The coding region runs from base 1160 to 2722 and encodes 520 amino acids. Gene Ontology annotation, biological process: protein phosphorylation. The record is from RefSeq and is a predicted model, not a curated record. The transcript has 11 exons.
GCUUAAUAAUGAGAGGCAUGACAUCCCAAGGCUUGUUUCGCAGCUGACAGGGCCCUUAAGAUAUCCCUAGGGGUGUCAUAAUGGCUCAUUUACAUGGAAAAGGCUCCUCUAUACCUUGUGCAAAACUUUGAAAUGCAAUUUACUUUAGAGAAUUCUAUUUCUGUACGUCUUAUUGGAGGGGCUUUAGUUAUUCCCUUUUUAUUGCUACAGCAUGCUAAGCAUGAAAGCAGGAACUUUCUUGCUGAAAAAUUAAUCUUUGCUGCCUGUUUAUUUGCUACCUAAAGUUCCCAUCUUCUGUUUGUGACGUACAGCUGGCGGGUAUGGCAAUAGAUGUGAUGUAACAAACUGCAGAUUAUAGCUUCAGGUAGGAAUAAGAUGCAAGAACAGAUGGACCUGCAUCCUGCUUUCAAUAAAAUGUUCUUUUAGUAGCUGAGAAAGUGAAGGAAAAAAUAAUGAAAAAGAAAAGCAUAUUUUCUGUUAAGAAAAUGUCACUGCACCUAUCACUUUUCAAUAAAUGAAAUUUUACAAAAAUAUACAAGGAGCACAAAUUAUUUAAUUAAAAUACUUUGAAAAAAAAUGACUUUUGAAGAUGACAGAGGGUACAAGAGAUCUCUGUACAAAAAAAGAUUGGUCCUGCUGGAAGAAACGCCAAAAUUUCUAGAAUUCCAGUGAGGCAGGGGAGGGAGGGCGACUUUUUUUUCUGUGAAGUGUGUGUACAUUUGGCUGCAGUCAAAAGCCCAGGUUUAUUUUCUGUUGAUCAUAGAUUCAAAGCAGUCCUGGUCAGCCAGCUACCCAUUCUGACAGGAGAAAGAGCUGGGUUGCUGCAGGCAGCUGUGACAGGCACUGACAGAAUAUGUCUCAGCUUUUCAGCCUCACAAUUACCUAGGGUUUGUAAGGAAAUAAAAGGAAAUAAUAAAGUUUAGCUAAGGUUCAUGUACGAAGGUCUCUCAUGUUAGAUAGCUUAUUUUGCUGAUUGUGUUCUUGUGAACUGUUUUUGAAAGACUUGACCUGUGUCACUGCAUGUGUUUUUUGGUUACAAGGCUCCGAGAGGAAAGGCACAAGCCAGGCUGACCCUGCUAAAGCUUCACAAUGAGAAGCAGGCAAGUUUCUCAGUCCAGCAAGGAUUAGUAGACUCCAUCUUGAUGGGGGUUCAUCAGUCAUGGCACUAAGGGCCUUGAAAUUUGCCUCAUUGACAGCAGCUGCUUCCGGCAUCUAUCUGUAUGGAAACAAGUUCCUGGAUCCUAAUGAUUUUGGAGUUGUUCGUGUGGGCCGAGCCAUUGCCACAACGGCAGUUAUCACCUAUGACUACCUCACCUCUCUUCGGAGUGUCCCGUACGGAUCAGAGGAGUAUGAAUUCCUCAAAUCACAGGUGCACCUGCGCUCUGCUGAGCGCCUCCGGGAGCUGUGCUGCUCCAACCGAGGCACCUUCAUCAAGGUGGGGCAGCACCUGGGAGCUCUGGACUACCUCCUGCCUGAGGAGUACACCCGCACCCUCAAGGUGCUGCACAGCCAGGCCCCGCAGAGCACCAGGCAGGAGAUUGAGCAAGUUAUCCGUGAGGACCUGGGCAAAGAGAUAAAAGAGCUGUUUAUGAGUUUUGAGGACACUCCCUUGGGAGCAGCAUCACUAGCCCAGGUACACAAAGCAGUGCUACAGGAUGGGAGAACGGUGGCAGUGAAAAUCCAGCACCCCAAGGUCCAAGCUCAGAGCUCCAAGGAUAUUUUGCUCAUGGAGGUUCUCCUCUUAGUUGUGAAGCAGAUUUUUCCAGAUUUUGAGUUCAUGUGGCUGGUGGAAGAAGCAAAGAAGAAUCUGCCCUUGGAGCUGGAUUUCCUCAAUGAAGGCAGAAAUGCUGAGAAGGUUGCUCAUAUGCUCAAAAACUUUGACUUCCUGAAGGUCCCCAGGAUCUACUGGGAGCUCUCCACAAGGCGUGUCCUUCUCAUGGAGUUUAUGGAAGGGGGACAAGUGAACGACAGGGCCUAUAUGGAGAGGAAUGGCAUCAACGUCAAUGAGAUCUCUCGCAACUUGGGGAAGCUCUACAGCGAAAUGAUCUUUGUGAAUGGCUUUGUGCACUGUGACCCACACCCAGGCAAUGUGCUAGUGAAGAAGUGUCCAGCCUCUGGCAAGGCUCACAUUAUUCUCCUGGAUCAUGGGCUCUACCAGGUGCUGAGCGAGUCAUUCCGCAUGGACUACUGCCACCUUUGGCAGGCCCUCAUCAAGGCUGAUAUGAAGAGGGUGCAGAAGUACAGCCGGCGGCUUGGGGCAGGGGAUUUGUAUCCUCUCUUUGCCUGCAUGCUGACUGCCAGAUCUUGGGAGUCUGUCAACAGGGGCAUUGACCAGUCACCAGUCUCUGCCAGUGAGGACAUGGAGAUCCGGUCCAACGCUGCUGCUUACUUGCCCCAGAUCACCCAGCUCCUCAACAAUGUUCCCCGUCAGAUGCUGCUUCUGCUGAAGACCAACGACUUGUUAAGGGGGAUUGAGUCAGCCCUGCACACACGGGCCAGUGCCAGCUCCUUCCUCAACAUGUCUCGCUGCUGCAUCAGAGCUGUUUCCACGUACCAGAGGAGCAAGAGUCACUCGCUUUACAGGAGGGCCCAGAUCUCACUCACAGAAGCCAUAAGCCUGUGGCAGAUCAACUUAUAUGAACUCUUUCUGUGGCUGAAGGGGUCCCAGCUGGGGAACUGGGUCAUUGCUCUCCUGAGACGGAUGCACCAUCUCACGUACUGACAUGAACUGGUGGGAGAGGCCUGGGUGCUCCCUCCCUCCCUUCUGCUCUCCAUGGAACAUUUGUCUUUCUGACUAUUUCUGUCUAUUUUUGGGUCUUAAUCCACAUUACACACUGCACUGUCGUUUUCUUUUACAGCAUUAGCUUCCUCUGUGGCACAGAGAGGUUGAGUUGGUACCAGAGCUCUAUUGUUUUGUGGUUUAGGAAAAGUAGGUGCGUGAUACCUUCUUUCCUCAUGUGUGCAGGUUAAGUUCCACUCAGAUUCUAGUGGGAUUUUGCUGGAAGCAAAUGCCUUUUUGAAUAUUUCUUAAACAAUCUUAAAGAAUUUAAGAGAAUCCCAGCCCUACCUAGAAUGCCUCAAAACUUUUCUCAGACCCUCAGAGGUGGUAAGUCCCUUUAAAAUGCAAUAGGGCUUAUGUUAGUUUGUGCAAUCUCCUUAGUCUGAUUUCUCUUUAGGUGCGCAGAAUGUUUCUCAGAGGAGUGAGACCUUGUGGAAAGGUGUCACUAGGGUUUUCUCUUCCAGCACCAGGGGAAGAGGACUCAAAUGGUGAGAGUGGUGGACUGGCAGUCCGACUUUCUAAGGUUCAUCUCCAGUCCUGUCAGCAAGUGCCUCUGUUUUUGGACUUCUCCUGGCCUGUUUCUUUGCAGGUAAAAUGGGGGAAGGGGAAGUGAUCUUGUCCCUCUUCUGAAAUUCUGGGAAGGCAGUAAGAAUGACAACUCAGGGCUCUGAAACUGCUGGUAAUGUAUGUGUACUGUACAAUACUUCCACACAACAAAAUAAAUGUGUUGUAUCCAAGA